Messenger RNA from Drosophila willistoni, 2949 nucleotides. RefSeq names its product oxysterol-binding protein-related protein 9. The transcript is spliced from 15 exons. The record is from RefSeq and is a predicted model, not a curated record. Bases 273 to 2660 code for a protein of 795 amino acids. Gene Ontology annotation, molecular function: sterol binding. Lineage: Eukaryota; Metazoa; Arthropoda; Insecta; Diptera; Drosophilidae. Gene Ontology annotation, cellular component: membrane; intracellular membrane-bounded organelle; cytosol.
UGCUUUUGUUGUUUGCAAAAUCUCUUCUUACCACCAGUAAAUACCGAAACUAAGAACUAUAUUUGAUUUUGCAUAAACUCAAGCAAACGAGGCUGAGUGGUGGAGACCCAUCAAAAGUGUGAUUCCAUUACAGAGUGGGGAAAAUAUUGCGUCAUCACCGUGACGGCCCGGCCCAAGUGCAAUUAUUAUUACAAUUUCCAAUCAGAUCCAUUUGGGAUCGGCGCUGAACUGGCGAAGGUGGAGAAGGGUGCGAGUUGCGAGUGGAGAUAAUAAUGGCCUCUAGCUCGGGAAGCGGACCAGCUCCCAGCAGUGUUGGCAGUGGCAGUGUCAGCUCCGGCGCUGGGACCCUCGAAGGCACCCUAAGCAAAUGGACAAAUGUGAUGAAAGGAUGGCAGUAUCGUUUCUUUGUACUGGACGAAAAUGCUGGCCUCCUUUCCUACUAUACGUCCAAAGAGAAAAUGAUGAAGGGUGUUCGACGUGGCUGUGUCCGACUCAAAGAUGCUUUAAUUGGUAUCGAUGAUCAGGAGGAUAAUACCUUUACCAUCACGGUGGAUCACAAGACCUUUCAUUUUCAGGCACGUCAUAGCGAGGAGCGGGAACAGUGGGUGCGACGUCUAGAGGACACAAUACGACGCCAUGCAAACCGUUCACGUUUAUGGGAUAGUCAGAGUGCCUUCUACAUUGCUGGCGGCUACACUAAGGAGUCGCAGAAUUUGGCCGCUGGUGGCAAAAGGGCCAACCAUUUGGAGUUGCUGGCACGUCGCGUUUCCGAAGCGGAUGCCUACCUUCAACUGAUGAUAGACCAGACCAAUGCAUUGGAUAAACGCAUCUCGGAGCUAAGCGACGACGACGAACAGGCCAAAUGCAAGGCUUUACAAAAUAAUUACAGUGCCAUGUUGGAUCAUAUCAAACACUCGAUUGUUAGUCUACAAAUUGCCAAAAAUAUGGCACAUCCCAUCAAUGGUAUUUACAAUGGUCCCACAAUGGCCACAGGAAGCUCAGCAACAACAACAGCACUAACAGGAGGAGGUGGGGGAGCUGGUGGCGACACAAAGGCUGACAAUAGCAGCAGUGGCAGCAGCAGCAACAACAACAACAAACUUUCAAAGGCAAUUGCAACUAAAGGAGACCUUCUAAUCGAUGACGAAGAUGAUUCAGCAACGGAAAAUGCCACCACAGCGCCAUUGGGCCUUGUUGUACCUGAGACCUCUUAUUCGAGCAGUGAAGGUGAAGAGGACUUUUAUGAUGCCUAUGAUGAUCCGUUUACCAGCUUGGGCAAUUCACCAAUUGGUUGCGCUACACGAGGAUUCGCUGAGACAACAUCGCCCACUCAUGAAAAAACAACAGAUGAGUUGGGAGCUGGCACAUCAGUAGAUCCAAUUGCUACCACACCAUUGCCAGAAAUUGAUGAAAGCGAAAUAGAUGCCAAUAAACAAGUUGACUCGAAGGCAGCUUCAACUAGCUCACGCACUUCCAGCUAUGAUAAUGGCAUCGACUACGAUGCCCUGUACGAGGAGGAAGAGGAAAUGGAUCUUAGCAUGGAGGCACAUGGUUCUAUGAUAACGCAUCUGCUGUCCCAAGUGAAAAUUGGCAUGGACUUAACCAAAGUGGUGCUGCCUACAUUUAUAUUGGAGCGUCGCUCACUACUCGAAAUGUAUGCCGAUUACUUUGCCCAUCCAGAUUUAUUUCUCAAGAUUGCAGAGCUCGAGGAUCCUCGUGAGCGUAUUGUUCAAGUUUGCCGUUGGUAUUUGAGCGCAUAUCAUGCUGGACGCAAAAGUGCUGUGGCCAAAAAACCCUACAAUCCCACAUUGGGUGAAGUUUUCCAAUGUCAUUGGGACUUACCUGAUGAAAACCCCGACUCCAAAGCUGUUAAUGAUGGGCCUGUGCCCUGGUGUAGGAGAGAUCAAUUGACAUUUUUAGCUGAGCAAGUGUCACAUCAUCCGCCAAUUUCCGCCUUCUAUGCCGAGCAUUAUAAUAAGAAAAUUACAUUUGCCGCCCAUGUAUGGACCAAAUCGAAAUUUUUGGGCCUCUCCAUUGGUGUACACAAUAUAGGCGAGGGAGUCGUCACUCUGGUGGAUCGCAGCGAGGAAUAUAUAUUAAAUUUUCCCAAUGGUUAUGCCAGAUCUAUACUCACGGUGCCUUGGAUUGAGCUGGGAGGUUCUGUGGAAAUCAAAUGUCCGCAAACUGGUUACUAUGCAAAUGUGGAAUUUCUAACUAAGCCUUUUUAUGGUGGCAAACGCAAUAAGAUAUCUUGCGAGAUUUAUUCGCCUAGUGAUAAGAAACCCUUUGUUUCAAUUUCGGGUGAAUGGAGUGGCCUAAUGGAAGCCAAAUGGCAUGAUAAGAAUAAAACCGAAGUAUUCGUUGAUGUAAAUCGCAUACCCAUAUUUAAGAAACAAGUUCGACCAAUCGUUGAGCAGGAUGAAUUUGAAUCGCGACGUGUAUGGAAGGAAGUGACAGCGGGACUCAAAUUCAAUGACAUUGAACGUGCCACUAAUGCCAAAUUUGUGGUGGAACAACAUCAAAGAGAUCAGGCCAAAGUUCGUAAGGAAUACGAUUUGGCUUGGGAACAUAAGCAUUUCAAGCCUGUUGGCGACAAUUGGAUCUAUGCCAAACCGUUGAGCCAACGUAUGUAUUUGCAAGAGAAGGAGGCCAAAAGAUAAUGCUGUAUUAGUAACAACAACAGCAACAACAACAUCAAACACCAAAAACCAAUGUCUAUACAUUAUGCAUACAUAUAUAUAAUUCAUAUCAAGAGCGAGAAUUCGAAAAUAGGCCUCAACAAAACUAUUUUUUGUAUAAUUUCCACAAGUGCGCAAAAGAAACCCUAAGCAGGAAUCGAUUCAUUAAGUAAAAGUUGUAAAUAGGAACAAAAAAAAAACCCAUGCAGAUACUGCAACACAGAUAAAACUUUAAAACAAAAAAUCAGCAAAACACUUUAAUUAGUCUUGA